Messenger RNA from Radiomyces spectabilis, 1260 nucleotides. RefSeq lists its product as uncharacterized. The transcript has a single exon. NCBI's taxonomy places the organism in Eukaryota, Fungi, Mucoromycota, Mucoromycetes, Mucorales, Radiomycetaceae. The record is from RefSeq and is a predicted model, not a curated record. Bases 248 to 1069 code for a protein of 273 amino acids. Gene Ontology annotation, molecular function: protein binding.
AAUUUUUUUUUAUCAAUGUUUCGGCCUGGCCCGAAGGCUCACCUUUUACUAAACCCCCUGCUCACAUACCUUAUAAAAAGGAUAUAGAUACUCUUUUUCCCUCAUUGUUUAUUUUCUUUUUCCCUUUGAACGGUUUCCUACAGCUUCUUUAAUUUUUCAAUAUUUUCUUUGCGCUUAUCUGCUGUUAUAUACUUAUUUCUUCCUCUUCUCCAAACUUUUCUUUUCUCUCACUGCUAUCCACAUUCUUAUGAUUUCAACUUUACCGGCUGAGAUAGUAUGGCAAAUUAUAUCGUAUUUAUCCUUGAAGGAUAUCAGUUUAUUGCGACUGUCGUCAAAACGAUUACGCACGUUUUGUGACCACCCAGCGGUUUGGCGCGAUCUGCAACUCAAUCCGUCAAUGCUGUCAUCCGCAUCCACUUGCCACAAAACAUGUACUUUGUGGACAUUAGCCGAUCUGCAAGCCAUUGUCGGACCCCAUGUCAGCCACAUUCGAUCGAUUCAAAUAUGGGGCGUCCGUGACAGCAUUGUUCGCUAUUUAUUAGCCAACUGCCUUCAACUGCAAGAGUUGACAUUGUGUGGCUGGACCACUUUAUCCGAUCAUGCGUUCAAGACCGCCGAUCAUCCCUUAAAAUUGGAGCGUCUAGAGCUGAUUGGUGCUGCCAAUCAAACAAACUACACAUCGAUCGAUGCAAGUACACUUGGAAAACUGCUUACGCACUGCACAGAACUGUCGGAACUACUCCUCAGCUGUCAAAUUCACAUUCAUGCUCAAGCUUUGCUGAAAGAACUCGAAUCAUCUCCGCCAAAGAAGCUCCGAUCGCUGACACUGGCCACACGGCGAACAUGGUCCAGUCAGCACAUCACGGAACUUCUAGCUUUGUGUCCGGCUAUUCAGCAAGUGGGUCUGCUUCCAGCAGCAGCUGCAGGAUUCAAUCUCGAGAGUGAACAGAAACUAAACGUUGGCAACUGGAUUGCCGAUAAAACUCAAGUUGCCAUUGAUCAUUCCGUUAUUCACCAGCAGGAAGACGAGCCCAUUCCUUCCGAAGGAAUCAUCAUUUAUCGCACGUGAUCUCUCUAAAAUCCCACUUUCUUUUUCGUCAUUUAUUCCAAAUCGCAUCCUACUGAUCAUUUUUAAUUCCCAUCUUCCGUGUACAUAUCAUAAAAUUCAUCGUUUUUUUCAUGUGCGUGAACUGUCGUCAAUUCACUGACUCACUCGCACAAAAAUAAAAACUCAACCAGCCAUCGUAUCUUCAAUGCGUA